Messenger RNA from Schistosoma rodhaini, 8703 nucleotides. The record is from the annotation of a GenBank genome assembly. NCBI's taxonomy places the organism in Eukaryota, Metazoa, Platyhelminthes, Trematoda, Strigeidida, Schistosomatidae.
GCGGCCGCUUCGUCGAGUUCGGACUCUGAUUCUAGUGAUGACGAGCAGCCGGCGAGUAAGAAGCCUGCGUUGGUGAAGGCGUCUCCGUCUGUGAGCAAGGCUGUUAGUGGUGUGGCUGUUGGUGGUAAGAAGGUGGUAGGGAAGCCUGCGUCGUCGAGUUCCGACUCGGAUUCGAGUGAUGAGGGUAAUGCUGUAUCAGGGAAGAAGCCAGUUGGUGUAGUUGGUAGUGGUGUUAAGACGGGGAUGGGAGUUGUCCCACAAGGUGCUGCUCAGUCUGCACAGAAGAAGAAAGCUGCGGCCGCUUCGUCGAGUUCGGACUCUGAUUCUAGUGAUGACGAGCAGCCGGCGAGUAAGAAGCCUGCGUUGGUGAAGGCGUCUCCGUCUGUGAGCAAGGCUGUUAGUGGUGUGGCUGUUGGUGGUAAGAAGGUGGUAGGGAAGCCUGCGUCGUCGAGUUCCGACUCGGAUUCGAGUGAUGAGGGUAAUGCUGUAUCAGGGAAGAAGCCAGUUGGUGUAGUUGGUAGUGGUGUUAAGACGGGGAUGGGAGUUGUCCCACAAGGUGCUGCUCAGUCUGCACAGAAGAAGAAAGCUGCGGCCGCUUCGUCGAGUUCGGACUCUGAUUCUAGUGAUGACGAGCAGCCGGCGAGUAAGAAGCCUGCGUUGGUGAAGGCGUCUCCGUCUGUGAGCAAGGCUGUUAGUGGUGUGGCUGUUGGUGGUAAGAAGGUGGUAGGGAAGCCUGCGUCGUCGAGUUCCGACUCGGAUUCGAGUGAUGAGGGUAAUGCUGUAUCAGGGAAGAAGCCAGUUGGUGUAGUUGGUAGUGGUGUUAAGGACGGGGAUGGGAGUUGUCCCACAAGGUGCUGCUCAGUCUGCACAGAAGAAGAAAGCUGCGGCCGCUUCGUCGAGUUCGGACUCUGAUUCUAGUGAUGACGAGCAGCCGGCGAGUAAGAAGCCUGCGUUGGUGAAGGCGUCUCCGUCUGUGAGCAAGGCUGUUAGUGGUGUGGCUGUUGGUGGUAAGAAGGUGGUAGGGAAGCCUGCGUCGUCGAGUUCCGACUCGGAUUCGAGUGAUGAGGGUAAUGCUGUAUCAGGGAAGAAGCCAGUUGGUGUAGUUGGUAGUGGUGUUAAGACGGGGAUGGGAGUUGUCCCACAAGGUGCUGCUCAGUCUGCACAGAAGAAGAAAGCUGCGGCCGCUUCGUCGAGUUCGGACUCUGAUUCUAGUGAUGACGAGCAGCCGGCGAGUAAGAAGCCUGCGUUGGUGAAGGCGUCUCCGUCUGUGAGCAAGGCUGUUAGUGGUGUGGCUGUUGGUGGUAAGAAGGUGGUAGGGAAGCCUGCGUCGUCGAGUUCCGACUCGGAUUCGAGUGAUGAGGGUAAUGCUGUAUCAGGGAAGAAGCCAGUUGGUGUAGUUGGUAGUGGUGUUAAGACGGGGAUGGGAGUUGUCCCACAAGGUGCUGCUCAGUCUGCACAGAAGAAGAAAGCUGCGGCCGCUUCGUCGAGUUCGGACUCUGAUUCUAGUGAUGACGAGCAGCCGGCGAGUAAGAAGCCUGCGUUGGUGAAGGCGUCUCCGUCUGUGAGCAAGGCUGUUAGUGGUGUGGCUGUUGGUGGUAAGAAGGUGGUAGGGAAGCCUGCGUCGUCGAGUUCCGACUCGGAUUCGAGUGAUGAGGGUAAUGCUGUAUCAGGGAAGAAGCCAGUUGGUGUAGUUGGUAGUGGUGUUAAGACGGGGAUGGGAGUUGUCCCACAAGGUGCUGCUCAGUCUGCACAGAAGAAGAAAGCUGCGGCCGCUUCGUCGAGUUCGGACUCUGAUUCUAGUGAUGACGAGCAGCCGGCGAGUAAGAAGCCUGCGUUGGUGAAGGCGUCUCCGUCUGUGAGCAAGGCUGUUAGUGGUGUGGCUGUUGGUGGUAAGAAGGUGGUAGGGAAGCCUGCGUCGUCGAGUUCCGACUCGGAUUCGAGUGAUGAGGGUAAUGCUGUAUCAGGGAAGAAGCCAGUUGGUGUAGUUGGUAGUGGUGUUAAGACGGGGAUGGGAGUUGUCCCACAAGGUGCUGCUCAGUCUGCACAGAAGAAGAAAGCUGUGGCCGCUUCGUCGAGUUCGGACUCUGAUUCUAGUGAUGACGCGCAGCCGGCGAGUAAGAAGCCUGCGUUGGUGAAGGCGUCUCCGUCUGUGAGCAAGGCUGUUAGUGGUGUGGCUGUUGGUGGUAAGAAGGUGGUAGGGAAGCCUGCGUCGUCGAGUUCCGACUCGGAUUCGAGUGACGAGGGUAAUGCUGUAUCAGGGAAGAAGCCAGUUGGUGUAGUUGGUAGUGGUGUUAAGACGGGGAUGGGAGUUGUCCCACAAGGUGCUGCUCAGUCUGCACAGAAGAAGAAAGCUGCGGCCGCUUCGUCGAGUUCGGACUCUGAUUCUAGUGAUGACGAGCAGCCGGCGAGUAAGAAGCCUGCGUUGGUGAAGGCGUCUCCGUCUGUGAGCAAGGCUGUUAGUGGUGUGGCUGUUGGUGGUAAGAAAGUGGUAGGGAAGCCUGCGUCGUCGAGUUCCGACUCGGAUUCGAGUGAUGAGGGUAAUGCUGUAUCAGGGAAGAAGCCAGUUGAUGUAGUUGGUAGUGGUGUUAAGACGGGGAUGGGAGUUGUCCCACAAGGUGCUGCUCAGUCUGCACAGAAGAAGAAAGCUGUGGCCGCUUCGUCGAGUUCGGACUCUGAUUCUAGUGAUGACGAGCAGCCGGCGAGUAAGAAGCCUGCGUUGGUGAAGGCGUCUCCGUCUGUGAGCAAGGCUGUUAGUGGUGUGGCUGUUGGUGGUAAGAAGGUGGUAGGGAAGCCUGCGUCGUCGAGUUCCGACUCGGAUUCGAGUGAUGAGGGUAAUGCUGUAUCAGGGAAGAAGCCAGUUGGUGUAGUUGGUAGUGGUGUUAAGACGGGGAUGGGAGUUGUCCCACAAGGUGCUGCUCAGUCUGCACAGAAGAAGAAAGCUGCGGCCGCUUCGUCGAGUUCGGACUCUGAUUCUAGUGAUGACGAGCAGCCGGCGAGUAAGAAGCCUGCGUUGGUGAAGGCGUCUCCGUCUGUGAGCAAGGCUGUUAGUGGUGUGGCUGUUGGUGGUAAGAAGGUGGUAGGGAAGCCUGCGUCGUCGAGUUCCGACUCGGAUUCGAGUGAUGAGGGUAAUGCUGUAUCAGGGAAGAAGCCAGUUGGUGUAGUUGGUAGUGGUGUUAAGACGGGGAUGGGAGUUGUCCCACAAGGUGCUGCUCAGUUUGCACGGAAGAAGAAAGCUGCGGCCGCUUCGUCGAGUUCGGACUCUGAUUCUAGUGAUGACGAGCAGCCGGCGAGUAAGAAGCCUGCGUUGGUGAAGGCGUCUCCGUCUGUGAGCAAGGCUGUUAGUGGUGUGGCUGUUGGUGGUAAGAAGGUGGUAGGGAAGCCUGCGUCGUCGAGUUCCGACUCGGAUUCGAGUGAUGAGGGUAAUGCUGUAUCAGGGAAGAAGCCAGUUGGUGUAGUUGGUAGUGGUGUUAAGGCGGGGAUGGGAGUUGUCCCACAAGGUGCUGCUCAGUCUGCACAGAAGAAGAAAGCUGCGGCCGCUUCGUCGAGUUCGGACUCUGAUUCUAGUGAUGACGAGCAGCCGGCGAGUAAGAAGCCUGCGUUGGUGAAGGCGUCUCCGUCUGUGAGCAAGGCUGUUAGUGGUGUGGCUGUUGGUGGUAAGAAGGUGGUAGGGAAGCCUGCGUCGUCGAGUUCCGACUCGGAUUCGAGUGAUGAGGGUAAUGCUGUAUCAGGGAAGAAGCCAGUUGGUGUAGUUGGUAGUGGUGUUAAGACGGGGAUGGGAGUUGUCCCACAAGGUGCUGCUCAGUCUGCACAGAAGAAGAAAGCUGCGGCCGCUUCGUCGAGUUCGGACUCUGAUUCUAGUGAUGACGAGCAGCCGGCGAGUAAGAAGCCUGCGUUGGUGAAGGCGUCUCCGUCUGUGAGCAAGGCUGUUAGUGGUGUGGCUGUUGGUGGUAAGAAGGUGGUAGGGAAGCCUGCGUCGUCGAGUUCCGACUCGGAUUCGAGUGAUGAGGGUAAUGCUGUAUCAGGGAAGAAGCCAGUUGGUGUAGUUGGUAGUGGUGUUAAGACGGGGAUGGGAGUUGUCCCACAAGGUGCUGCUCAGUCUGCACAGAAGAAGAAAGCUGCGGCCGCUUCGUCGAGUUCGGACUCUGAUUCUAGUGAUGACGAGCAGCCGGCGAGUAAGAAGCCUGCGUUGGUGAAGGCGUCUCCGUCUGUGAGCAAGGCUGUUAGUGGUGUGGCUGUUGGUGUUAAGAAGAUGAGGGAGUCUCUUGUUGUUACUAGUUCGCGUGUUAAUAGGGCUUUCAAUGUAUCGAAACCUGGAUUCAAUCGGAAACGUCGUUUCUCAUUUGUCGGUUCCUCUGAUGCUGAUGUGGGGAAUUCAGUGCGUUCUGCUGUUGAUGAUUGCUCAUUAGGUGCUUCUCGGCGUAGUGUUCCUUUUUCUAAAUUGUCAGUAUCUUCCACGCCUUCCAAUGAAUCGAGCGGUCCUUUCCGUCGUGUGUUAGAAAAUGAUGUAUUCGUCCAUCCGAAUUUACGGGACAAUUCUUUUGAGGCCAAGCGGAAUGCACGUGGAUCGUGGGGUGAAAAAGCAAAUCGCGAUUUAAAGUUUACCAGUGGAAAAGUGUUCAAACAAGAGAAAACAAAAAAGAAGAGAGGUUCUUACAGCGGAGGUUCACUUUCCUUAGAUUCUUGUUCCUUUAAAUUUAAUGAAUAAACAGCUCUUUAUUCCACAUUUUCUGUAAAUAUUUUUCCACUUACAUGCAUUUUGUAAAUAGGAAGAUAGAUAAAAUAUUCUCUGAUGCUUUGUGAUAACUUUGGAGUACUGCUUGUUGGAAGAAAUGUUUUGUUACACUUUUUGAAAUAUUUUCGUUUCAAAUGUUAUCUUUCAGUAAAUCAUGGCUAUCGCAAAAUGUAUUGUCUUCUAGUAGUGACUUGGUGGAAAUUGGUCACUGUCUAAAAUUUAAGAAUCCAUCUAUCUCAUCAUAAACAAAUGGAUAAGAUCACUUUUCCUUCAGUCUAUAGUCGGUUACCAAUGUACAUUUUUAUCAUUUGUUUCUAUAAAUGUGGUUAAAUUAAAAAAGAUACGUUUAACUCUAAACUACUUCGGUUUUAGUUUGCUUUGUUGGUUGUAUUUCUAGUGUUCGUUUGUUGUAUUGUUUUCUGUCCUUUAUAUUUCCUCUCACCGCUAAUAUGACCACUUCCAAUUUCAAAAGAAACAUUAAUGCCAGGUCCAACAGUUAUAAUGUUUAGUUUCAGUAUAUGGGAGAGUACUUUCGCGAACUUCAAGCUCAAAAGUGGUGGUAAUAUGUAGAAAAACUAGUAAUUAUGUUGAGGAACGUCUUGCAUCUGUUUGUAUUACAGACAACUCUAAUUCCAACCACAUGCUCGUGAAUCCACCCCGCACCUAUCUGCUUUGUAGGUAUACGUACACUUAAGUUAAAGAGAAUAGUACUUACUAGUAUAUAAUUUCACAUUCAUGUCUUCGAUGCUACUAUCGAUUUUUUGAAAUUGUUUUUCAAAUUGAUUUCAUCCCCCUUAAUUGUGUAUCUUCUAGUUACUUGACCCAUGUUGUCGCUGUUAAUCUCAGGUUUCUAGGACGAUCAAUAUUUCUCUACAGUUAAUUAUACUUGUUGACUAACUGAUCAUCGCAGCAUCUUUUUCUGUAAUGAUUUACGUCUAAUUGAUCGUCUUUAAUAGUUUUUAUCUUCCUAUUUACGUACAAUGAGCUCCCACACAAAAUUCGUAAAUAUUUAGACAUUCAGGCUAUAAACAAAUAAGGAAUGUACGCUUCAGAUCGUAAUGAAGUAUUUAAGGAGAUUCACUUUUUGACUUGGAAUACUCAGGUGACAGUUCUAUCUAGUAGAGACACUGACACGGUGCAAGACUUACGGAUGACCUUGAACAACAGUACAGGUAUGUUGGAGAUAUAUUUCUCUUCAUCGAAAUGCAACAUUUUGCUCCCAGACCUGUGUGCGUCAAUACCUGAGCCAAAGAGCGAAACGGUUGAGUAAGUUGAUCAUGGAAGUGUCAUCAGACGUGGCUUGCUAGUUUCAUAUGACAUCUCGACGCCUAUCCAGAAACUGCAUCCUCAUCAACGUUCAUCGCUUGUGAUGCAAAAAAGGUGCACGUUUGCUAACCAAAUCACUAGUUUACUGCGCAGCAGUUCAGGUUCUACUUUAUGGAUAUGAAACAUGUUAAUUUCAGUAUAGGAUAUUUGUAGGUCAUUAUGACUUGAUCAUAGGCGUCUUCGAAGUACUGCCGGCGUAUGUUGGUAUCACUGAGUGAUCAACCGUGAGGCUAGGUAUAACUUACGAGGUUUAUUAUGUAGUGAAUCCUCACUAAGUGAUGGUUGGGACAUAUGUUUCAUAUACUCAGCCACCGCCUACCUCGAUGGGAAAUAUAUGGUGUAGGAGUAGGCUGAGAAGCUAAAAGAGGCCAAUUCAAGACAGAAUCAAUUCAUGAAGUUAUUAGCUGUUGGACUGAGCCAUGUAAAUAGGUAUAAAUUGCCUGGUUGGUGCCCAGUAGUUAAGGUUUUAUGGUGACGACUUGAAAUCGUCCACAAUGGUUCAGGUCCAUUCACUAUGCUUUUCCUUAUAUUCUAAGUCCCAAAAUCUUAUGCUUUUUUAUUCACUUAGUCUUUUGUACUACUGCCAAUUAUGUUAUAUGAUUUGGGAUUAUUCUCUACAUACUUUCGUGUGGUGAACAUGAUCGAAAUGUCAUGUCAUAUUUAUCUUUCAAUCUAUAUGAUAACAUAAGAUCUGUUACUGUAUAAAAAAUAUCCGUUGACUUUAUCACGGACCUCGACAAUGUCCAUGAUGAAAUUAUACGUCCGUAUUUGUAUAAUUUAAUCGAGCUAUUAUGGAAAUAUUUCUGGGUUGCAUGUUUCUUCUUCGGAUGAGUAUUCCUUACUGUCUUUAGUUAUGUAUAGACAUGACAUAGUAAAGGGUACUUAAUUUUACAGCCUAUUCAUGUUCUGUGGACUGACGGAAAAAAUGUAUCGCUAACUACCGUGCUGUAAUAUUAGCAAAGCUUUUUUCACAGGUGACCUUUCAGAGGUUGUUUGUGAUCAAAAAAGAAUUAGAAGUAAAAAGUCCUGUAGAUAUUCGUCUUGAUGUGUGAUUUCCAGUGCCCAUCGUUAGAUUACGAAUACUAAGAAUUUCGACGAAUAAACUAAGGGAAACUAUUUUCAGAAUUUAUAUUUAUUCAGCUUUAAUCAGUUUCAUCGUAGACUUACUGCGCUACUUGUUUACUUUUCCAGGUUUCUAUAAAACACCUUUCACCAUAUAAGAAUGUAGUUAGUAUCAUUCCCAAAUAUCAUUACUCACAUUUAACUGAAGGAAAUUAGUCUGUCACACUAAUUUCACGCAUAUGUAGCUAAUACCGUUAUUUGAAGCUUGAUAAAUAUCCAAAUCACUUCCGGAAUUAGUUACAUGUAUUAAUUUUUUAGGCUUCUUUUCCCACUGACGAAGUUCGUUUGCUUACUUACGUAAACAGUCGUUAUGGAUUUGUUCUAAACGCUUUCAAACUCGUUAUUCAUUACUUUGAUCCCAAGAUUAUCAAAAUUGCACUCGCCAAUAAGUCAGUCCAGGUUGUCUGAAGCACUAAAAUUGUCAUAUGGUACCAAAACAAUAAAUGAUUAUAUCAAACUAUGAUAUGAACGUCUUGAAGAUUACUGUAUUCAUUUGCUCCAACUGUACAUUUUUAAAUUGUUCCUAGUCUUUAAGUUUCUUCAGUAUUGUCGUUGUUCCUCUUUUGAGUUGAAGUCAACCAUAAUUGUGAAACACUGAUAUAUUAGGUGUCGUUUUUCUGAGCAGACAGAUUUUUUUUGCACUAAUUAUCUAUACUAUUAAUCACAAUUUUGUUUACGAAUCAUCUGUUUACAAAAACAUUGAUGGUUUACUUUAAAACCUUUCUCAUCUUAUUAUAUUCAAAUUUCUGAGUAUCCCGAUAAUUGGAUACUGUUUGUCAUACAAGUAUCAACCAUACUAAUAUAAUGAUUUCAGCUUACAAUUUUUGUGCUUUCGCAUUUUCGGGAUUAGAUGUUUCAUUUAGUGUAACCUUACUAAGGAAAUGUAACUAAAAAUCGUAACCUAGACAUUUGAGAGAUUAUUUUGGAAAGUUUUACAAAACUUGUAAACUGAAUAACUCCAGUUGGAACUUCUGUGAUGAUCAACGUACGGAUGAAGAUUAAUAAUCGUUUACUACAAGUUUAUGAUAUAUUGGAGAAUCCAAGAUAUGAUACCUAGUCAGACAUUGUUCCGAACCUUACAUUAUUUACUUGAUUACUCGAUCACAAUAUUUUGCACGAGUUUUCAACCAGGUGAUAAAUUAUAUCUCUCUGACUUUACGUACUUUACAGUUAAGUUCAAACAACGUAGUUAUCUUCAGUAAAAUGCCCUGGAUUAUCAAACAGUUAAUUAAGGUCUUGCUAAUCCAAGUAGCGUUUACUUGCAUUAUAUUUCAAGUAACAUUUUUUUCUAUUUUGAACACAUUGGAGAUUAUCCAUAAAUAAAUAUUUGCUUCAUGUAAAUAGCCAUGUUUUAUUGAAUUAGUCAAAUGUAUAAACCCUAACUACUUAUCGUUCACCUCCAUAUUAAAAAAAUACCUUUAGACUAUGAAUAAGAUCUUACCAUUCAGUCGGUCGUAUGUUUCAAAUUCAGACAGUUUGCUGAUGUCGAUCAUAAUCUCAGCCCCCAAAUGCCCUGGUACGGC